Molecule: messenger RNA, 1004 nt
Organism: Carica papaya (papaya)
Lineage: Eukaryota; Viridiplantae; Streptophyta; Magnoliopsida; Brassicales; Caricaceae
Source: RefSeq, a predicted model, not a curated record
UCUUUGCUUUAGAUUUAUGUCACAGGCAGAAAAUAUUGAGUGAUUAUGAGUGAGGAAAAGGAAAAUCCAAGGUGCAUCUUGUGUUCGUCCAUGGUGCAUGCCAUGGCGCCUGGUGCUGGUAAAAGAUCAUAUCUCUUCUGGAGACCGCCGGCUACAACGUCACCUGCCUGGAUCUCGCCGGUGCCGGAAUCGAUUUUACCGAUCCCAACACUGUUCUCACUUUCCAACAACACAACCGCCCUCUCUUCGAUCUCUUCUCUACUUUGCUGCCCGGCGAAAAGUUCACCUACGUGAUAGUGGUAGCACACAGCGUAUCAGGUUCGUCCUUGAUAUAUGCUCUUUGCAACUUCACUAACCAGAUUUCCAUGGCAAUCUACGUUGCCGCUGGAAUGGAAAAACCUGGAUCCAUCGAUCAAUCUCCUAUACAUGUACCCGAAUGCAUAGACGCAAUCUUUUCUCUCACCGAUAAAUUUGCUGCGGUGGAAAUAUAUCUGAGAAUCUCCUUUGAGAUGGAAAGCUACAAGAGUUUCUGUACCGGAGUUUAUUUUCUUUGUCUGGCCUUGGCCAUUUUUACUAUUGGCUGUGCCAACGCUGAAAAUAAGACAGAGCCCAGGAUAAAUCCCAACUUGGGUCCAGUUUGGGGAUGGAGAAGUGCCUAUGAAUGCAUUUUAAACGUAUCUAGGCAUUGUACGAAAGAAGGAUAUGCACUGACACUGAGCGGGUUAAUCGACGUGAACACAUCAGAAGCGGCGGAUUUUUGUGGAGGAGGAUGCGCAGAGCAUACCAGGGAUGUGCUUAAAUGUAUUCAUGAUGUCAAACGAGAUUUCUGGUUCGGCAACCGCGCCACCGUUGAUGUUCUUUUCGAUGCCAUCGACGCCGGCUGCUCACCAAACUCUAAAGCAGGUAUCAGUACGGUGGGUUACAGUGGUGCGGGAAAGGUUUAUACGUCUUUCGUAUUGUCUUUCAUAGCAUCGCUGCUCUUGCUGUUUGCGUUGCAAGUCUGA